CUCUUGACGUCACAACUCCAGGACUGAGCGCCGAGCGCGCGCCGCGCUUCGAUCACCGGCAAGAUAAAGAGAAACAUACAGCCCGUAUCGACAACCCAGUCAAUACAAGCCCGUCUUUCCAACGGGUACUCACAAGACAGGCUUCAGUUGAUGCCCGGGGGUGUUGGACUAGAUUUAUGCGGAGGUAGAUUUUUUUCCCUGCAGCUAUACAUCUUUACGGAGUCCCGAGAGAGGCCCGACUCACCUGAUUCGCGUGGGCGGGAGACGACGGGGGCAGGCCCGGGGAUACGCGUUGUGGGUCCGGCGGUAGGUAGCUGGCAAUACCAGAGGCGGUGAGUCAGCAACCAAAGCUCAGCAGCCCCUGGUUUCACCAGUUGGGGUUUGGGAGUUGGAGUGUGGGCAACCCUUCCAAGAAACCGCAGUGCUAGUUCUUGGACGUCGUCCGGAGAGUGCUGGCAAAGUAGUGGGCUUCGUGCGUACCUCCGUUGGUCAGACAGUCCAGACAUCCCAUGACUAAGAUGCUCUAGCUGCAGUUGUGCUGGAGGAAGAGAGGCUUCCGCUGCAACAUAGCCAGAACGCACCUCGACAACGCACCUCAACAUCAUCAAAUGAAGUGGUUGUAACGUUUGCGAGGAAUGGAUCAAAAGAUGGGGGUGUCAUCAACAUCACGUGGUUGUAAUUAGAGACCAGAGGUACCGUGCCGCGUCAGCUGCCACAGGGGGUACCUGCAAGCGGUCGGGAUUGGUAAUCCCGUGUUUUCACGCUGACGAGGAUUACCAUGUUGCACAGGACGCGUCAACAUCUCUAUAACGCCGCCCGCACCUGACGGAGAAAUGCUCGGGAACUGAGUCUCUGAUUUUGCAGGAUGGAGAGAGAGUCCACCUGCUCGGUUGAGCCUGUCUCAUCUGACAGGUCGAUCGACAUCGAACACAACCUCAUCUCUUUCGCAGACGUCGAGCAAUGGCUGGACGACAACCCAGAGUGCUUCGAAGAUUACUUCUUACGCAAGGGAAGGACAGAAAGCGUUCGAAAAUGGCUCUCGUUGCACCACGACGCCAACGAGGAACUCACGGCGGCACCCGUGUCCAACAAGUACGUCCAAGGCACCACGCUAGAUUCCAACACUUCGGGACGACCGCCGCCCUCGAAAGCGCAUUUGCGCCACCAGUUCGCUCGCUCGCGAACCCGUAACGUCAACUUUGCCACCUCGGAGUCCGGAGUUUCCGUCGAAAAGGAGGAAAGCCGCGACUCAGACAGGAACAAAGACAAGAGGAUACGUUUCAGGAAAGCAAACUCUCUCCCUCCCAACCCUUCCAACAUCCUCAGCAUGCUUUUGAAAUCCAACGUCCGUCUCCCUCGAGUCAACAGCAAAGAUAUCGAAGACAAGAGGCGCUUGAAAGCCGAAAACGAGCGGGAAUUCUUUCUGGAGAUUGUCAAGGAUAUGGCUAACGACUUGGACUUAACGUCGCUGAGUUACAAGAUCUUAGUAAACGUUGGGAUUCUGUUGGAUGCUGACAGAUGUUCGUUGUUUUUGGUGGAGGGUCCAAAAGGGAGGAGGGAGUUAGUGUCGAAGGUGUUUGACGUUCACGCAGGGACGAACGUUAUGCCUGGAUACGUCGGGGACAAUGUGGUGAGGAUCCCGUGGGGGAUGGGGAUCAUCGGCUACGUAGCAGAACACGGUGUACAGCUGAAUGUGCCAGAUGCUUACCAGGACAGCAGAUUCUGUGACGAGGUAGACAAGUCGACAGGGUACCGGACCAGGUCCAUCCUCUGCAUGCCCAUCAAGGACAGUGAGGGGGAGGUCAUCGGCGUGGCGCAGGCCAUCAACAAGAACCCGGAUGGAAUGCCGUUUGAUGAAGAAGACGUUAAGGUAUUUGCGACGUACUUGCCAUUUUGCGGUAUUGGCAUCACCAACGCUAAGCUCUUCGACAUUUCUAUGAGGGAGCAGGAAAGAAACAGGGUUUUGCUGGAAGUGGCCCGGGACUUGUUCGAGGAGCAGACGUGCCUUGAUAGUAUCGUGCUGAAUAUCAUGAUGAAGGCCCUGACCUUGAUGAAGUGCGAGAGAUGCUCAGUUCUCUUCCUCAAGAAUGAGGGAGACCAGGAGCUGUCGUUCACGAAAUCUUUCAACCUUACAUCUUCCUUUUCUCACACAAGCAGGUUCUCGGGAAAGAUGCGCAGAGUGUUUGAACCUAUUUUGGAGGAUUAUACGCUCUAUACGGUCCAAAGUUCAGAAAGUGGUUCUGCCCCCCUGGUUUCCAACGGAAUUAUGGACUAUGUGGCGUCCAGAGGGGAGGCGGUCAACAUUCCGGACGCCUAUCAGGACCCUCGCUUUGAUUCCGAGUCCGAUAAAGUGCUCGGCAUUCGGUCGAAGAGUAUCAUGUGUGUGCCCAUCUGGGACAACCACCACGAAAUCAUCGCGGUUGCGCAGCUUCUCAACAAACUAGACGGACACCCAUUCGAUGAAGCGGACGAACAAUUGUUCAAGGCAUUUGCCAUCUUCUGUGGCCUUGGCAUCAACAACACCCUGAUGUACAGUGAGAUCACGAAGGCCAUGGCCAAGCAGUCUGUAGCACUGGAGGUCGUGUCGUACCACGCAGUGGUGUCAGAGGAAGACGUAGAGAGUUUAAAACUUGAUGCCAAUCCUGGGGCAUCCAGUAUUCCGGUCGUGGAGGACUUAGACCUCAAUGCCUUUACGUUUAACGAUUUCUUAUUGAACAGAGAUGAGAUGCUGACUGCUUCAAUAAGUAUGUUUGAGUCUAUGGGCCUCGUCAAUAAGUUUCAGAUAGACUAUGAGACGCUGUGCAGGUUGAUGCUGACUGUGAGGAAGAACUACAGAAACGUGGCCUACCACAACUGGAGGCACGCCUUCAACGUGUGCCAGGUCAUGCACGCCUUGCUCACGAAUGGUGGUAUGGGAGAAGACUUAUUCUCAGAUGACCCAGGUGACCAAUUAAGGCAACAAGCAGGGGGCCUCGCUGAGAAGAUGUCGUCCAUGGAGAUGUUGGUUCUUCUUGUCGCUUGUCUCUGUCAUGACCUGGACCACAGAGGAACGAACAACGCGUUCCAGCAAAAAAGCCAGUCGCCGCUUGCCAAACUGUACGGAACUUUUGCCACCAUGGAGCACCACCAUUUCAACCAUGCCGUCAUGAUUCUUAACAAUCAGAGCCACAACAUAUUUUCCAACCUCACGAACGAAGAAUACAGUAAGGUGAUGAAAAUGUUAAAGCACGCCAUCUUGUCGACGGACCUCACACUGCACUUCCAGAUUAGGAAGGAGUUUUUCUCCCUUGCGAGCAGUGGCGAGUUUGACAGAAAUGACAAGAAGCAUCGCGAAAUGUUACGUGGUAUGUUGAUGACGGCAUGUGAUCUCGCUGCUGUUACAAAACCCUGGGAAAUACAGAAAAAGGUUGCCGAACUGGUGACGAGUGAAUUUUUUGACCAAGGAGACAAGGAGCGCGCUGAGCUCAACUUGGAACCAGCGGCUUUGUUUGACAGGCGAAGAAAGGACGAUCUACCAGAGAUGCAACUUGGGUGGAUAGACAGCGUUUGUUUCCCUCUUUAUGAGGCUCUGGUAAAAGUGGAACCAAGACUAGCACCUUUACGGGAUGGAGUCAUGUCGAAUCGGGACAAAUGGCUGAAACUGAACGAAGAGAGAAAAAGCAGCAUGAGUGUUCAGAGUGACGAGGACAGGGCCAUAGCAGGAAGUACAGAUUCCGGUGGAGAGGACCCUAGCAGUGUCACAGCAGAAUACAGGGAGGAAGAAGCCCUACGCAGAAGUUUUGACAGCAUAGAGGAAGGCCCUUCCAGUCCGAAAGCACCUCCCCCUACACCGAGGGAAGUCAAAGCCGUACACUUCCAGGAACCUCUGUUCGAGCGGAGGGGGUUGACGUCUAAACGGCAUAGCAUCACGGGAAGACCGUUUGACCGUAGGUUAAAGGUACAAACCAGCAUAUCCGACCGGCAAAUCAUCGUGUCGAGAAAAUGGAGAAGCUACGAGGAGAAGGGAGGCAAUGGUGCACAGUCUUGACGAAAAAAAUAGACGUACUUUCUGUGAAAACAGAGCUCUGAAAUAUUUGCAAGACGCCAUCUUGGAUACGAAUGGCAUGAUGGGACAAUCGGAUGGCCCAUCGGCUCCUGCAGCUGUGGUUUGUUGUGGACCAAUAAAUGGCUCCUAUUGGUGGACUGAUUUCCAUACCAGGACCCGGAUGUUGGAAAUGAAGAACGCGAAAUUGCUGUAAAAGGUUGUGAGUUAAAACGUCCUGUUAUGUUUUGAAGAACUCGGAUUGGUUCAUUCCAAAACAGGACUGUGAGCUCGUCCAUAGGAGCCGUGCCUUGACAUGGAUGAGGUGUAUCUAUUACAUAAUCAAUGAAUUUCAAAUGUUCCUUUUUUUCUAUUUUCGGUGAGGGCUAUGUCGAAGAAGUGGAGCAUAAUUACUUAUACUUUAUACAGCUGGCUACAAUUUUGCCGGCUCAUAGAUAAUUAUUAAGUUAGGUUAUGUUUAUGAGAUUUGAAACAUGUCAUUGCUGAUGUAAUGAAGGCAUUUGACACCGUUCAAAAUAUCACGUGUCUAAAAAUGUGAAAAUCCAUUUUUUUCAGAUUGCAACAAAACACAAAAUAUGUAUUCCUAGUAGUAGUAGCACUUUUUAAGUUUGACUAACUAAAACUUUUGCGAGCACAACAUUCCAAUUUUAGAACAAACUAUUUACUAUUAACGAUGUAAAAACUGUUGUCAAAGCUGUACCUGAAACAAAACAUAAUCAUUAUGUUUUUUGUUUCUUCAUUUUUUCCUUCUCAAAGAAGCAAAAAAAUCUCCGUAUUUGUGGAGAUCUUGUAUAGUAUAAAUAAUGAUCGUGCCUAUACAGUACAAACUAACGUGUCUGCACCGAAUAUGCGACCAAUGCAAGAAGUCACUGGACCAUUUGUACGAAAUUCCCUAUAAAUACAUGUAUACAUUAUCUAGUGGACUCUAGUUGUGUUCAGUAAUAACAAAAAUAAUAUUUCAUGUCGGUGACAUUUGUAAUGUAUCAUUCUUGCCGAAUCUUGUGACGUAUUCAACGUUUCAUAUUCUUGUCUCAACCCAUUUGCAAGUGAUAGAGUGCGAUCAUAGACUCUAUUUGAUGAAGUGCGUUUACGUAAUGAUUCUAUCCUUUGUGUCGGACAAAUGGUGUAUAUGAGUACCUCAUGCAUAUCCUUUUUAGCAGUAUUGACGAAGGAUAUACUUUAGAAUAUUUCAGUAUUAUUGACGGAGAUAUGGGUUGCCUACAUACGCUCCAGUUUGUGUCAUUUCUCUUUCUGAGCUUUUGCAUUUGCCGAACGCUGCGAAUGUGUUCAUAAGUAAGAGUUUUUAAAUAACCCAAGCAAGAUGGUGACCAAAAGUAUCAUUGAGGAGUCACAUGUGUAUAGUUCCAUCUCUUGUGGGUCUUCCGACCCGCAUUUGUCCACAAAAAGACAUGGUUAUACCCAUAUAAUGCCGCUUAAAUAAUGUUGUGCUCGUGGCCCAAGAACAGAAAUCGUCAGAGACAUCAACAAUGUUUUUCUACCAGCUGACAAACCUACCCUUUGUAGAAGUGCCAUGACCUUCACAUCAAAGUCGGUAGGGGGCGCACAUGCUCCACCGAUAGCACAACUUGGGACUGGUCAGCCACACUCGAGCCAUUGACUUUGAAAUAUCAACCAUUCAAUUACUCUUUGUGGAUCAUGCAUCUACGUUUCUAUAAGAAUUCUACAGAAUUACAUGAACAUAGACAAAAUAAACUGUGAUUAGAAA
Molecule: messenger RNA, 5768 nt
Organism: Branchiostoma floridae (Florida lancelet)
Lineage: Eukaryota; Metazoa; Chordata; Leptocardii; Amphioxiformes; Branchiostomatidae
Product: dual 3',5'-cyclic-AMP and -GMP phosphodiesterase 11A-like
Exons: 24
Coding region: 866-4027 (1053 amino acids)
Biological process (GO): signal transduction
Molecular function (GO): protein binding; 3',5'-cyclic-nucleotide phosphodiesterase activity
Source: RefSeq, a predicted model, not a curated record